Molecule: messenger RNA, 1361 nt
Organism: Rosa rugosa (rugosa rose)
Lineage: Eukaryota; Viridiplantae; Streptophyta; Magnoliopsida; Rosales; Rosaceae
Product: probable 3-hydroxyisobutyrate dehydrogenase-like 2, mitochondrial
Exons: 1
Coding region: 156-1076 (306 amino acids)
Molecular function (GO): NADP binding; oxidoreductase activity; NAD binding
Source: RefSeq, a predicted model, not a curated record
GCUCAUCUAAAUCUAAGUUCCUUGUAUUUUCUUAUAAAAAAAAAAUAUAAAAAAAAAAGGUCUAGAAAUUCUACCUCGUUGAACAAGAAGUAGAGUCUUUCCUCAUAGCAAAACUCAGCAUCAGACUGAGCUUCCUCUCCUGCGUCAGCUCUGUGAUGGGGACUCCUUACCCAAACCCCAUCUCUCCUGCCCAAACCCGCAUAGGCUGGAUUGGCAUCGGCGUCAUGGGUGCCGCCAUGGCCUCCCGCCUUAUCUCAGCCGGCUACUCCCUCACCGUCUACGCUCGCACUCCUUCCAAAGCCGCUCCCCUACAAUCCCAGGGGGCCCACCUCGCCGACUCCCCGUUUCAACUAGCCCAACGCGCCGACGUCGUCUUCACCAUGGUGGGCCACCCGUCCGAUGUCCGAUCAAAUGUCCUCGGCCCAAACGCCCUUCUUUCCGGCCUCAAUCCCAACUGCGUCACCGUCGACAUGACCAGCAGCCAUCCCGCCCUCGCGCGUGAGAUUUUCGCCGCCGCACGCGCCAAGGACUGCUGGUCCGUCGACGCGCCGGUGUCCGGCGGUGACAUUGGCGCCAGGGAAGGCAAGCUUGCUAUACUCGCCGGUGGGGAUGCUUCGGUGGUGAAGUGGUUGGCGCCAUUGUUUGAGAUUAUGGGGAAGGUUACUUAUAUGGGUCCAGCAGGGUGCGGCCAGAGUUGUAAAAUUGGUAACCAGAUCAUUGUGGGGGCGAAUUUGCUUGGAUUGAGUGAAGGGUUGGUGUUUGCGGAGCGGGCCGGGUUGGAUGUGAGGCGAUUUAUGGAGGCGGUGAGGGGCGGCGCGGCGGGUUCUAAAGUAAUGGAGUUGUUUGGGGAGAGGAUGAUUGAGAGGGACUUCAGGCCUGGUGGUUUUGCUGAGUACAUGGUGAAGGAUAUGGGGAUGGGAGUGGAUGUUGUGGAGGAAGGUGAGGAUGAGAAAGUAGUAGUGUUGCCGGGUGCUGCAUUGUGCAAGCAGUUGUUUUCGGGUAUGGUGGCUAAUGGGGACGGGAAGCUUGGUACGCAAGGUCUUAUCACUGCUAUAGAGAGGCUCAAUGGAAAGUGAGGUGAAAUUAUUCCCUUGAUUUGAAAGGUGUGCCUAGUGGUUUGAGUGUGUUCAUUUUGUUCGUAUUUAUUGUAUCAAGAAGAAGCCGCAGAACUAAGAUGUAUGUAUAAAAGAUAGGCUUAUGUUUCCUGUUAUAUAUAUUAAUUAGUUUGUUGAACGCUACCAUUGUUCAGUAGGAUACUUAUGCAAUGUGUUGAUGCAUUGUCAUGUGUCUUUUCUCCUUCCUGUAAAGCAUGUUUCAGACAAGCAAUUGAUAUAUUUACAUUUGAGAUAAGCAGUUGAUUA